AUGAGUGCCGCCAAAAAUAUCCGCCGGGACGGCCUGCAGGUGGUGGACGAGGACCGGUACGGCUCGGUGUGCCCGCCGCAGCGGAGCAGCAUGGACCCGGUGCGCACGCCCGCCUGGGGCGAGUCGGUCACCCGGUACGACUUCAAGAGCCCCCACGGCCCCGGCGUCCGGGCGAGGCGAGCUGAGAAGUUGAGCUACUACCAGAGAUUCAUGGACGAUAUGUGCCAGUCAUCGCACAUCCUGGACAGGGUGGCUGAGUUCGGCACUCUGGGCGGCAGCAUCACCCAGUACCAGGACGACUUCUGUCAGCGUCUGCCGUCCCAGGAUCUCCAAAACCGAUACAGGUCUCGGCAGCCGCAGGUGGUCAACCCUUCAGGUCUCUACAGCCGCAGGUGA
Pollicipes pollicipes is the source of this 396-nucleotide messenger RNA. RefSeq lists its product as uncharacterized. NCBI's taxonomy places the organism in Eukaryota, Metazoa, Arthropoda, Thecostraca, Pollicipedomorpha, Pollicipedidae. Bases 1 to 396 code for a protein of 131 amino acids. The record is from RefSeq and is a predicted model, not a curated record. The transcript is spliced from 4 exons.